AUGCCAGCAAAGCAUAAAGCGGCGGGUACUAAAGACCAACUCCAAUCGGCGCAGAUGCUUAAUCCUCACUACUUUUCACUUGACGCGGAAGAACAUAACAAGUCGGCUGAAACUUCCGACUUAAUUUCAGCCCAAUCUCUGGCGCGACAGCACCCCUUCCCCUUUUUCUUAGAAAACGCUCCGGCCUUUCGGACGCCUGAGCUUCUUUCUAUUUGUCUUGGCGUGCACCAACUCUUCUUCAGCUGGAGUAUUGGGGAACCACGAGCUAUUGUGCUGCAUAUGCACAAUAAAGGAGCAGGGAAGUGCACCUCUAUCUGUAAAGAGAUAGGGUACUGUACGCCCAAUAAUAGCAAAAAGAUCGAACGCCGGAAGAAAGACCGCAACCAAGUCUUUGUCUGUUCCCAGUGUGGCACAACCAAUACGCCACUUUGGCGCAAAUACAAUUUGUCCAUUGUCUGCAACGCCUGUGGACUCUAUUCUAGAACCCAUGGCGGUGUUAUGCGUCCUUCGAGGCUCUUUAAGGAUAAAUUAUCGCCUAAAUAA
Messenger RNA from Nematocida homosporus, 543 nucleotides. RefSeq lists its product as uncharacterized. The coding region runs from base 1 to 543 and encodes 180 amino acids. Gene Ontology annotation, biological process: regulation of DNA-templated transcription. NCBI's taxonomy places the organism in Eukaryota, Fungi, Microsporidia. Gene Ontology annotation, molecular function: sequence-specific DNA binding; zinc ion binding. The record is from RefSeq and is a predicted model, not a curated record. The transcript has a single exon.